AUGUCUCACCGCCUCUUGGAAGGCUUUAUUAAAGCUGAUUCAAAUAACAUUCCUGUCGUCGAUAUACAUAUGUUUUCUGAUUACAUAAAAAAAGAUGCUAAUUUCAUUUCUCCUGAGAUCCGUUGUGUCAAAGCAACAAGAAAUGGACGCGAGUCCUAUGGAGAUUCAGCGAUUGGCUAUGUACAAAUAAAAAGGACGGAAAAGUACUGCACUAUUUUUGCAGCAUGCUGCCCCGAACAAAGUGUUCGAAGUAAAAGUUAUAGAGUCCAAGUUGAAGUAGACUUGGAAAAUUCAGAAAUAAAAUCUGCCAUUUGUCAUGACUGUGUGGCCUCUGCAGGUGGCUGCAAACAUUCCCUGGCUGUGUUAGGCUGGCUUCAUAGAGAAAGUGAAAAGAAGAGCGUUACGGAAAUAAAGGCUUACUGGAAGAAAAGCAAACUAUCCAGAGUUGGAAGCACUAUUAAAUUUGUCGAGGCCAAGGCACUGUAUUCCAAGUCAAAGAAAUCAAAAGAUCCUGUCAACCGUCUUCGAAAAUCAAGCCCUGCUAAUAGUUUUUACCAAGAAGUUGUAAACUGGUCUAAUACUAUUACAUCACAAUCAUCAAGAUCUCAAUCGACAUUCUACUACCAUGUUAAUGCAGAACUGAACUGGUGUGACACUGUCGACAUUCAUGUCUUGUGUCUUCUGUAUAGAAGUGGCAAUCAAUCAACGAACGUGAACGACUUCUUCGUCUUUUUAAAAUCCCAUAUGACAAAGGAAAACUGCCGAGUAGCUGAACUGAAAACACAAGAUCAAUCAGAGAACAAAGACUGA
Messenger RNA from Daphnia magna, 810 nucleotides. RefSeq lists its product as uncharacterized. The record is from RefSeq and is a predicted model, not a curated record. Lineage: Eukaryota; Metazoa; Arthropoda; Branchiopoda; Diplostraca; Daphniidae. The coding region runs from base 1 to 810 and encodes 269 amino acids. The transcript has a single exon.